Molecule: messenger RNA, 687 nt
Organism: Hypoxylon trugodes
Lineage: Eukaryota; Fungi; Ascomycota; Sordariomycetes; Xylariales; Hypoxylaceae
Product: proteasome A-type and B-type
Exons: 6
Coding region: 1-687 (228 amino acids)
Cellular component (GO): proteasome core complex
Molecular function (GO): threonine-type endopeptidase activity
Source: RefSeq, a predicted model, not a curated record
AUGGAGUUUGGCAACAGAGGCGUCUUGAGUGAGGAUGGAAUCCAUGUGGACAUGGAUAGGUUAAAGAAGGGUGAGGUCAACCUUGGUACCUCGAUCAUGGCCGUAACAUUCAAGGACGGCGUCAUUCUUGGUGCCGACUCCAGAACCACCACCGGGGCCUACAUUGCGAACCGAGUUACAGACAAGUUAACCCAAGUUCAUGACACAAUCUGGUGUUGCCGAUCUGGUUCGGCUGCCGACACACAAGCCGUGGCCGAUAUAGUACAAUACCAACUGGGCAUGUUCGCGAUGCGAAAUGGCAAGCCGCCUACCACACAGACUGCAGCAUCUAUCUUCCAGGAGGUUUGCUAUUCCAACAAAGACCGGCUAAGCGCGGGUCUAAUUAUCGCGGGUUGGGAUGAGCGACACGGUGGUCAGGUGUAUUCCAUUCCCCUUGGCGGUUCCCUACACAAACAAGCCUAUGCGAUCGGCGGUUCCGGUUCGACAUACAUCUACGGUUACUGUGAUGCGCACUGGAAGGAAGGUAUGGAGGAGAAGGAUGCUGUUAACUUCGUCAAGGGUGCGCUGCAAGAGGCGAUCAAGUGGGAUGGUAGCUCAGGAGGUGUUAUCCGUAUGGUUGUCCUUACAAAGAAAGGAGCGGACCGUCACCUAUACCUCCCGGACGAAAAGUACGAGGUGCGACAUUAA